GAGAGAGUGGUGGAGGAGCCAACUCGGGAACCUAUUCAAGACCAUAUCAUGGACAACGACAAGAAGGAAGCCACAGAAAUGGAAGUAACAAAGGUCGAAGAACCGAUUCAAGUACAUGACAAGGUUGAUCAGACGGACAAGGAGGAAGAAAAAGCCGUAGAGCUUGAGAGCAAGCUAGGUUUGAUGACUCUUGUGAUUCAAUAUACUUUGGAUUUGAAUGAAUAUGCUUUUUUGCUUCCGGUCCACUAUCGUAAGACGCGAGUAAAAGAAGCCGGUGCCUACGACCUUCUCAUUGCGACACCAAGACUAGGAGCCGGUGCAGCCUUCUCAAAGCCUAUAUCGCGCUAUAUCAGGAGAUUUUAUCGACUGAUCAACCUAGUCGUGGAUGACGGGCUGGGGGAUCUAGGUAGGCCCGAUUUAUGGGAUGGUCACUCUCGUUUAGAGGUCAAACACCAGCCCGGCGGCCCAGAGAUCUCGCUAGGGACUUCGGUCCUGAGGUCA
Messenger RNA from Acaulospora colombiana, 501 nucleotides. Lineage: Eukaryota; Fungi; Glomeromycota; Glomeromycetes; Diversisporales; Acaulosporaceae. The record is from the annotation of a GenBank genome assembly.